UUGAAGAGAGAAAUGAAAAUGGUCAAGUUGACGCUGGGCGCGGAUUGUGUAUUAUGUCAUUUAUCAUCACUUGUUGAGAAACAGAUGAAAAUAAUGUCACAGGUUCCAAUAAUGCUUAUUGAGACAUGUGACUUCUUUCGGUUCUGUACCAGAAGCUGAAAAAAUUCUUACAAUUGUGGAACGAGGGGGACUGCCGACGAACAAAGCUACCAUAACCUAGAAACUUUGACACUGGUGGUGAAAAGACGUGUUGAAAAAAUAGAUAUAUAAUUUAAACGCUCCACAAUACAGUAAAUUAUUCAAUAUGGGAAUUCGAGGGCUGACAACCUAUAUCGCGAGGCAUUCAGAGCAGUACUUGGAGCCGUUCGAAUUGCAUGACACAUAUUUGGUCAUAGAUGGUAACAGCAUAGCGUGCCAACUCUACAAUUGGCAUGCCCGUUGCAACUGUGCCUUUGGAGGUGACUAUGACAGGUAUGCAGAACACGUUAGGGAGUUUUUUGAUAAUUUGACUAGAUGCAAAAUUACUCCACUUGUCUUAAUUGACGGUGGAUACGAAAAUAAGAAAAUUAAAACUACAUACUCUCGUCUACGAUCUAAAAUUAAAAUGGCGUCAUACUUCACACAUACACAAAGUUUGAAAUUUUUUCCCAUAUUGAUGAAGGAAGUCUUCAGGGAUGUAAUGGAUGAGAAGCGUGUCAAGUACGCUCAGUGUGCCUUUGAAGCUGAUGAUGAAAUUGCUGCUGUUGCUAGGAUUCUAGGCUGCCCAGUGCUCAGUUAUGACUCUGAUUUUUUUGUUUACGGAGUAUUGUAUAUACCGUACAAUACACUGGACGCGGGUUACGUUAAAGGUCGAAAGACAAAUGGAUAUGUUAAGAGGUGUAAAAUUUAUCGAGUAGAAAAGUUCUUAAAUAGUUUUGGAGGCUUGGACAGAUCUUUGCUGCCUUUGAUCGCCACGCUACUAGGCAAUGACUACAUUAAACGAGGCGUUUUCAAGCAAUUUUUUCAAAAUUUGAAAUUGUCUAAACUAACUAAAAAAAAUAGCAACGAACAACAGCGGCGAAUUGCAGCGUUACUCAAUUGGCUACAGCCAUAUACCUUGAACAGUGCUGUAAGAGCAGUGCUUAGUAGGAUACAAAAAGAACAUCGGCGUCGAAUUAUGAGUGAAAUGGAAGCAGUCAUCGCUGGUUAUACAAGUUCUUCUCCCCGUAUGCUUGCACCACUUGGAUUUUCCAAAGAAUAUGUAACUGAAGUAGAAACAAGCAGAGUAAACAGUCCUUUCAAAUUUCAAGAGGAUUUCAAUAGCUUGGAAGUUGUAGAAGAUUCAAUAAAUCUGGAAGAGCCUUUAAAAAGUGAUUACAAUUAUGAAGAUGAUCAGGAGCAUGAUGACAGUAACAAUGAAGAUGAUAAUGACAACGAAGAUGAUAAUGACAACGAAGAUGACAAUGAUGAGGAUGAUGAAGAUAUCAGUGAUUAUGAUGAAGUAGAUUUAUCUACUGAAAAUUUCUUAAGUAGCGCCGCUCCACCUUGGUUUAUUGCUGAGUACAGCAGAGGACAAUAUCCCCCUUAUUUUAUUGAUAUGAUGUAUCGCCAGUUGUUGUUUUGCCCACCACAAAUUGAAGAUUAUUUUUAUCCAGCUUCACAUCUGGUAAGUUUGAAGAUUAUUAGCGUAAUCUUUGAACUCUUGACAUCGAACAGAAAAGAUGUGAAAAAGAAUUUAGAGUACGUUAUAAGAGAUGACAAUAAUCGAGCAACUCGCUAUCAACUACAGUCCUGCAGAGAAAUCUUUUCUUUCAAUUAUCCACCAUUGAAGGAUCUCAAUACACUUCCUCUUGUCAUCAGAGAAGGCAUAUUAACUUGCACCUUGGAAACUCCAAAAGAAUUCAAUACAGAUCUCGUAUUGCCUGAGUGGAGAUUAUAUCUGGCCACCAUCAUUUAUUGGAGCCAACAAGGACAUGAACCUUUGGUAACUAGCUGCCACAUUUAUGCAUUGCUGUGUUCAAUGUUGUUUGGCAUCAUAGAUCAAAACUUAGGAUUUUGUCGCUCAGCACAUAAGUUAAAGGCUAAAUAUAAUGAUGUAAUUAAAAUAAUUGCUGAAAAUAGAAAAUCUCUGGUAGACAAGGGAUUGUUUCCAAAAAAUACAAAUUUCACCCUCGCUGGGAAAUAUGUCACACCAGAGGACUGUUUUUCAGCAGCAAAUUUUUUUAUCCCUUAUUUUAAUCUUCACCCUAAGAUGUCGUCCAGCCCAAAAGCGUUUAAUGUUACCGUUGUUCAUUCAUUUUCACAGUUUCAGAGUUGUUUGAGGUAUAGUAUGCAUCUCAAUGCUUUGCUUGGGUAUCCAUAUAUGCAGCCAAAGGUUGCGGAAGUUUAUAACGGUACAUUGCUGUAUAAUUUGUAUCACAACUUUAAGAAGCGCAAUAGCAUCGAAGCUUACAUAAAUGUUGUGCUUAAAGAUUCUCCAAGUCUUUUACAAAUUUUCAAUACUCUUACUAAUGCCAUUAAACAACCUCUAGCCACAGUAUUUGAGCAUAAUGUAAACCAGAAGAGAAGGCGUAAAAAUAAAAAUAAAUCGACAAAAGUUGAUGACGAGGAGUACAUGAGCUGUGCUAGUGGAGAUGAAAUUUUAGAGAAUAAUCAUCCCUUUAUAGAUCCAAACAAUCCGUUUUGUGUUCUCAAUGCAAUGGAGUAGUCGAAUAUCGCUCUCAUCAAUACAAAAUUUGUACAAUAGUGUACAUUUGUUAAUAGAUCGACCUGUACAAAAGUGCACCUUUUUUAUAAUGAUUGAAAUAGUAUCUUAAGGAUAUAUGUAUUUUACUAUAUCAAUUUUAUAUAUAGUCACCAUAUAAAUAGAGUAAGAAUAAGGGUUGCAAAGAGAGUAAACUUAUAUGUUGUUACAGAUGUAAAUAAUAU
Molecule: messenger RNA, 2907 nt
Organism: Neodiprion virginianus
Lineage: Eukaryota; Metazoa; Arthropoda; Insecta; Hymenoptera; Diprionidae
Gene: ast
Product: protein asteroid
Exons: 1
Coding region: 305-2686 (793 amino acids)
Source: RefSeq, a predicted model, not a curated record